AUGUCUUUUUCCAAAGGAGACCAAGAUCCGGAUACAACUAGAGGUCUGAGCGAGGAGGCCAUUCAGCGAUUCAUCAACGAGUCAGAAGUGCAAGUACCAAGACCCCAGAGUCAGAAUCCAGUCCAACAAGUUCCGGACUCUCCAGCGGUCGCCAGGUGGCGUCAAGCGGUUUUAAACAUGACCCUCGAAAGAUCCUGCCCAAUAUGCUAUGAACUCGUUGAAAAUAAGACGGUCGUCAAGCCAUGUGAGCAUGUUUUCUGUUUCGAAUGCAUUAAAACAUGGGUAGAGGUACCAGCUAACGUUCUUAACCAGUGCCCUAUCUGUCGCAGCCCCAUGGAGUCGUUCCAGCACAACUUCACAGCAACGGGUAGUCACGAAACCCGAACUCUUGAGCGCCCGUCUCUUCAAGGCGCGCAGCAGCCAGCACAUUGGACAGUGGAAGCUUAUGCUGCUUUUAUAAACUUCAUGACACUCCUAGACUAUUUCCAGCGAUUUGCAAGGUGUCAUCCAGAUCGAUCUCCGCAACCCGGCGAGACCAGUAGGUUUUCCAGCGCUUUCAGGGCUAUACUGAUGGCGGAACCUUUCUCUGGGUUUACGGGACAGAGGAACCACGAUUCUUACAGAGACCAAGCUGGCGAUCCACUGGUGGCCGUGGUCAGACGUGUUACCGGUAGAUCGUCUGAGAUCGCUUCUGCGUCAGCUACUUUCUACGAUGACGAGAGACCAUUGAUACAUGUUCCGACGCAGAUUAUCUUGGAACUCAUGGAAUUGGCAAGAGACCUUCUGAUGAUAGCUACAGUAGAGCCCGUUACAGCCGCAGCUACUGCAGCUCUAAGAAGACUUCUUGGACAGACUAUGAGAAUGGAAGAUUGUCUGGUAGAGCAUCGCUUCUCUGAUUCCCAUCCGGCAUCAGGUGGGCAGCCUUACUUAUGUCGACCUAUCAAAUGCGUCUAUGUACCAACUAGUCUUGUAGAUAACGGCAUUGCCCGAGGCAUAGACGGCAUGGUUACUCGCGAGUCCAUUGCGAGGUACUUCCCCGGAGAGACUCUACAGUCUGUAAUGCAUGAGUCGCAGUACUGUCAGACAACCCAGCUGUUCUUCGAUGGUAAUUGA
Molecule: messenger RNA, 1113 nt
Organism: Glarea lozoyensis ATCC 20868
Lineage: Eukaryota; Fungi; Ascomycota; Leotiomycetes; Helotiales; Helotiaceae
Product: RING/U-box
Exons: 1
Coding region: 1-1113 (370 amino acids)
Source: RefSeq, a predicted model, not a curated record